AUUAAAAUGUUUUUAUCCAUUGAAGCAGGAACUUAACCUCUGAGAAAGAAAGGGACCAAGAGAGAGGGAGAUAGGUCUUGUUUGGUUAAGAUGGGUGAAGCACUGAUACAGGUUCAAUCUACAGCAAUGGAUAAAACUGCUAAUGUGGUGUUGGAUAUUGAGAGCUUAGUACAAUCGACAGAUAAAAGCUCAGGAAGCCCAAAAAUGACUAGAAAACUUUCACGGAAAGGUUCUUGUCGGUUGGAGAGACGGUGUGAUGUUGAGGAGGAAGAAAUAGAUGAACCGUCAAAAAAGAUUCUUUUGAAAGUGUAUUCGCAGCUAGAGCCAUUGAAGCAGCCAUUGAUCACCAACAAAGCUAGCACAACAGCCACAACCACAGUCACCCUCAAUGGUCCUAAUCUCAUGGAGACAAGUGAUGGGCGGAGUAAGAAAUUCAAUCGCCUUAUAUCCGUCAAUCCAAGGAAGAUCCUUCUCUUCUUCGCAACAGUGUCCAGCAUGGGCACAAUGAUUCUCAUCUACUUCACGCUGGCCAUUAAAAGAAAGGUUGAACAUCAGAGUGGGUAGGUAAAGAACAUCAACAAUUUAUU
Messenger RNA from Telopea speciosissima, 587 nucleotides. RefSeq lists its product as uncharacterized. The transcript is spliced from 5 exons. The coding region runs from base 91 to 564 and encodes 157 amino acids. The record is from RefSeq and is a predicted model, not a curated record. Lineage: Eukaryota; Viridiplantae; Streptophyta; Magnoliopsida; Proteales; Proteaceae.